AUGCCACAUUCUCUUUUUACCACAUUUUGCAAUUUUGCCGCUAAAAUUAAAGGGAUGUUUUUCAAAACCGGUAAACACUGGUAGUUGACGUUUCAAUGGGCCGCCAACAGCUGAUCGCUACUUUUCAAGUUUAUAAACAAUUCCACAAUCUACAUCGAUUCAAGCAAUAUAAUGUCAACAAAUGGUAUUGAACCGGUGUCCAAAAGGCCGAAGGUAGAACAGAAGCCAGCCGCUAAUGGCAAAAUCAAGGAAGAGCAUGAUGAAUACGAACUUGAACCGUCUGCAUUUAAUCCAAAAUAUCGUGUCUGUCCAUAUCUGGAUACGAUUAAUCGUCACCUACUAGAUUUUGAUUUUGAGAAAUUGUGUUCAAUCUCGCUGACGCGCAUAAACGUUUACGCUUGUCUUGUUUGUGGCAAAUAUUUCCAAGGGCGCGGCACCAACACGCACGCUUAUACACAUUCCGUAUCGGAGGCGCAUCAUGUUUUUCUCAAUCUACAAACACUACGUUUCUACUGUCUGCCAGAUAAUUAUGAAAUUAUUGACUCAUCACUGGACGAUAUCAAAUAUGUGCUGAACCCCACUUUUGAACCCAAAGAUAUACGGCAGCUGGAUCGCUCUGAGCCGAAAUACUCACGCACUGUAGACGGUACGCUUUAUCUACCCGGUGUUGUAGGUUUGAAUAAUAUAAAAGCCAACGACUACUGUAACGUUGUGCUGCACGCGCUAUCACACGUGGGCCCAUUACGCGAUUACUAUCUGCGUGAACAAAAUUAUGCGAAAAUAAAACGACCGCCAGGUGAUUCUAUAUUUAAUCUAGUGCAACGUUUUGGCGAACUUAUGCGUAAAAUGUGGAAUCCGCGAAAUUUCAAAGCGCACGUAUCGCCGCACGAAAUGUUGCAGGCCGUGGUGUUGUGGUCCAAUAAAAGUUUUCAAAUAACGGAACAAGGUGAUCCCAUUGAUUUUCUAUCUUGGUUCUUGCACACGUUACAUCGCGCACUGAAAGGCAACAAAAAGCCAGAUUCAUCUAUCAUACACAAAAUCUUUUUGGGUGAAAUGAAAAUUUUUACACGCAAAAUCCCCCCAGUAGAGCUGGAAGACACGCAGAAAUCGUUACUUUUAGCCACUGAGGAAUAUCAGGAGAAAUGUGAAGAUUCUAACUUUCUGUAUCUUACCUGCGAUCUGCCGCCGCCACCGUUGUUCACGGACGAAUUUCGCGAAAAUAUCAUACCACAAGUUAACCUCUAUCAAUUGCUAGCGAAAUUCAAUGGCACAACCGAAAAGGAAUAUAAUACGUAUAAAGAUAACUUUUUGAAGCGGUUCGAAAUCACACGUUUGCCACAGUAUAUUAUACUAUAUAUCAAACGUUUCACGAAGAAUACCUUCUUCCUGGAGAAGAAUCCCACUAUCGUCAAUUUUCCCAUUAAAAACGUGGACUUUGGCGAUAUUUUGUCAAUGAAGAAUCGUGAACAACUCAAAAAUACCAAAUAUAAUUUAGUAGCGAAUAUUGUGCACGAUGGGGAGCCGAAAAAGGGCACUUAUCGUGCACAUAUUUUGCAUAAAGCCAACGGACAGUGGUACGAAAUGCAAGAUUUGCAUGUAACGGAAAUUCUGCCACCCAUGAUCACACUUACAGAGUCAUAUAUACAGAUUUAUGAACGGAAUAAUGAUUGAACGAAUAUUCAAUGAAAUCUACUUAAUUAAGUAAACGUAUUAAAUUAAAUUUGUAUUUUUUAGAAAUUUAAUUUGAGUUAGCAAGUUUUUGUAAUUAAAAAAAAAAGACAAAAGCAACCAAACAUUGUUUUUUAAACCGUUAGUUUUAUAACAUUUAAGUUCGUUUCCCAACAAAGCAAAAAUGUAUGCGUUAAUUGCUAAGCCUUUUCGAAACAUCAAAUUUGAAUGAAGCGUUUAAGCGCAUGCGUUGACCAACCGACAUCUAUUACUGUUCAACUGACGUUUGUAACACCUUCAAAACUUUUUUUUUAUACUACCCACACUAUUUUGCUUGUCCAGCUACGUGUGUACGAGUCUUGGCGACAAAAAAAAAUCGAUCCAAUUGCUCAAAAUAGAGGUUGUCACUCUAACAUUAGACAGCAAACAACGCGGAUUUAUUUUCAUCAGAGUUCACAAUUAAAUCAAAUUUAUAAUUGCAAUAUCGAAAUGGCUGAAGGCACAUACGAAUAUGAGUGUAUGCGGGCUGAAUUGUUAGGCAUUGACAAGCCUAAUGAGGAGGAAU
Messenger RNA from Zeugodacus cucurbitae (melon fly), 2233 nucleotides. RefSeq names its product U4/U6.U5 tri-snRNP-associated protein 2 (gene Usp39). The transcript has 4 exons. Bases 172 to 1671 code for a protein of 499 amino acids. Gene Ontology annotation, molecular function: zinc ion binding; cysteine-type deubiquitinase activity. Gene Ontology annotation, biological process: protein deubiquitination; spliceosomal complex assembly; mRNA processing. NCBI's taxonomy places the organism in Eukaryota, Metazoa, Arthropoda, Insecta, Diptera, Tephritidae. The record is from RefSeq and is a predicted model, not a curated record.